Molecule: messenger RNA, 2824 nt
Organism: Carassius carassius (crucian carp)
Lineage: Eukaryota; Metazoa; Chordata; Actinopteri; Cypriniformes; Cyprinidae
Product: arf-GAP with coiled-coil, ANK repeat and PH domain-containing protein 2-like
Exons: 23
Coding region: 340-2685 (781 amino acids)
Cellular component (GO): cytoplasm
Molecular function (GO): GTPase activator activity; protein binding
Source: RefSeq, a predicted model, not a curated record
UGGACGCUAAACGUCCUUUUGCUCGAAUUCGUUUCUGUUCUGCAGGACGAAGCCCGUGGCUGAAAAACGAAGGCUAGAUAGGCAGCGCACUUGGAUUGGAGACACUGCCUCGUUUCCCCGCAUCAGAUCAGUCAGCACUCGCUAAUGCCGGAGGAACUAGAUGUUAAAAACCAGUUCUGCAACUUCAUGUGCCUCUGACACGAGCAGGUCACUCUUCAGCGCUCAUGUGUGGAGCUCACUCUGGAUCCGGGAGUGAACUUUGAGCUGCUUGUGUCUGUACUGGAGCUAAUGCUAGCCUGUUAGCUCAUAAUCUGUGUUUAUAAACCUGACCAAAUCAAGAUGAAGAUUACUGUGGAUUUCGAGGAAUGUCUCAAGGAUUCUCCCAGAUUCAGGGCAAUCAUCGAGGAGGCGGAGAGCGACGUCUGUGAGCUCGAGUCCAAACUAGACAAGCUGGUGAAACUGUGCAUUGGGAUGAUCGAUGCUGGAAAGGCGUACAACACGGCCAACAGGCAGUUUGUGAGUGGGAUUCGGGAGUUGGCGCAGCAGUCUGCCAAAGAUGAUGUGAUCGAGUCCAGUCUGAACAAGUUUGCAGAGAAUCUUCAAGAGAUGAUCAACUAUCACACAAUUUUAUUCGACCAAGCACAACGAUCAAUCAAAUCACAACUGCAGGCAUUCAUUCGAGAGGACCUUCGGAAAUUCAAAGAAGCGAAGAAACAGUUCGACAAAGUGAGCGAGGAGAAAGAAGCUGCCCUGUCCAAAAAUGCCCAGGCGCCUCGAAACAAACCGCACGAGGUGGAGGAGGCCAGCGCCACCCUCAACGCCACGCGCAAGUGCUUCCGCCACAUCGUCCUGGACUACGUCCUGCAGAUUAAUGUGCUGCAGUCCAAGAGACGAUCAGAAAUCCUCAAAUCGAUGCUGUCCUUCAUGUACGCCCACCUGACCUUCUUCCAUCAAGGUUAUGAUCUGUUCAGUGAACUACAACCCCUCAUGAAACAACUGACCGGACAGCUGGAUCAGCUGGUGGUCGACUCCGCAAAAGAGAGGAAAGAUAUGGAGAUGAAACACUCGACUAUACAGCAGAAGGACUUCUCAAAUGACGACACCAAGCUGGAGUACAAUGUGGACGCAGAGAAUGGGAUCGUCAUGGAGGGAUAUCUGUUCAAGAGGGCCAGCAAUGCCUUCAAAACCUGGAACAGGCGGUGGUUCUCAAUUCAGAAUAAUCAGCUAGUUUACCAAAAGAAAUUUAAGGAUAACCCUACGGUUGUGGUGGAGGACUUGAGGUUAUGCACCGUCAAACACUGCGAGGACAUCGAGCGCAGAUUCUGCUUCGAAGUGGUUUCUCCAACAAAGAGCUGUAUGAUGCAAGCAGACUCUGAAAAACUCAGACAAGCCUGGAUCAAAGCCGUACAAAACAGCAUCGCCACAGCCUUCAGGGACAGAGCAGAGGACGCAGAGAAGAUGGACGGGAAGUCGUCCACGUCGCCGGUCAGCCUGGACUCUGCCGGCGAGGUGAAGGAGAGGAGUCUGAAGGGCGAGAGCGCGCUGCAGAGGGUCAUGGUCAUCGGCGGGAACAGCGUCUGCUGUGACUGCGGUCAGCCGGAGCCGUGCUGGGCCAGCAUCAACCUGGGCAUCACACUCUGCAUUCAGUGCUCGGGCAUUCACAGGAGUCUCGGCGUUCAUUUCUCGAAGGUCAGGUCUCUGACGCUGGACACGUGGGAGCCUGAGCUGCUCAAGCUGAUGUGUGAGCUGGGAAAUGGUGUCAUCAAUCAGAUCUACGAGGCUCGGCGGGAAGAAUUAGGAGCCAGGAAACCACAACCGGGAGAUCCCAGGCAUGAGGUGGAGGCCUACAUCAAAGCCAAGUACGUGGAUCGCAGGUUUGUGCGGAGACGCUCUGAAGACGAGAUCAGACAGAAGGUUUUAUCUCUGAGUCAACAGCACAAACGUCUCAGCGGCUGCUCUGAAGCUCGCUCUGCCAGAGCACCGUCAGCGUCUGCUUCCUCAGUGAACCACGGGUCUCUCUUCUGUGUAGAUGAGCUCGAUUCGCUCUUCUCCUACUUUAACUCCUCCGCCAGACCCUGCUGUCAUGGCCCAGAGCUGCACAUCUCCGAGCCUCAGGAGGAGGGCUGUGGGAGAGGUGUGGGGGUGUCCUCCGAGCCUCAAGAGGGGGUGUCCUGCGAGCCGUCGCCGGGCCUGCAGCUGUACUGGGGCUCUUUCUGCCGCAGUCUGCCGGACAUGGCCGAAGCUCUCGCUCAUGGAGCAGGAGUCAACUGGACCCAUGCUGACGAGCAGAAAAGGACGCCGCUCAUAAUGGCUGUGCACGGGGGGUCUCUGGUCACGUGUGAGUUCCUGCUCCAGAAUUCAGCCAGUGUCAACCAGCAGGACAGUCUGGGCAGAGCACCUCUCCAUCACGCCACUAUCCUGGGCCACACCGGGCAAGUGUGUUUAUUUCUAAAACGGGGAGCCAAUCAGAACGCAGCGGAUGUGGAGAAUCAGACGCCGCUGUCAAUCGCCGUCGAGGCAGCUAACGCUGAUAUUGUCACGCUGCUUCGGCUGGCCAAGAUGAACGAGGAGAUGCGUGAUUCAGAAGGUCUGUACAGUCAGUCAGGAGAUGAGACGUACCAGGAUAUCUUCCAAGACUUCUCACAGAUGGCAUCGAACGACCCUGACAAGCUCAACCGCUACUGAGCAGGUUCACACCACAACAACCUCCUCCUAACUGCAGUUUGGGAUUGAUUUAUUUUUUUUUAUUGCUAGGUUUUGUCUUAAUUGACCUUUUUUUUUUAAUGAAAUCAACGUCGUUGACGCUUGCAUUUUUGUUGUAAUU